This is a messenger RNA of Nelumbo nucifera (sacred lotus), 1220 nucleotides long. RefSeq names its product P-loop containing nucleoside triphosphate hydrolases superfamily protein. Gene Ontology annotation, molecular function: GTP binding. The record is from RefSeq and is a predicted model, not a curated record. NCBI's taxonomy places the organism in Eukaryota, Viridiplantae, Streptophyta, Magnoliopsida, Proteales, Nelumbonaceae.
UUGCAAUUUUAGACCAAAUCCGAACGAAACCUUCCCGAAGGAUACAAACUAUAGCUGAAGGGUGAAGCCUUCACAAACUGUGACUGAAAGAAGUGCCUCCGAACCUCUGAAUUGAAUUGAGCUUACAUUACAACCUUCAAAGCGAAGAAAUGCUACUGCAAAACCGACUGAUCAGUCUCCAACGGCCGUCAUUCUUCUCGUCCUCUCCAACAUUUUCUAUAAAGCUUCCUAUCAUAUUCUCCUUCCAAAAAUUCUUUUCGCAGUCGCCAGAUCAAGUGCAGCAGAACCCCAACCAUGUCGUCUCUGCCGCAAAGACUUCGAAACCGGCUGUUUUAGACACCGUCAAGUUUAUCAAGAAGGCCUUUUUCGUCCCUCCGGGAGUGGAACCAGAAGAAGUGAGAGAAGACAUGAUUCUUCCUGGUUCGAACAUUGUGUUGGGUCCUUAUGCCGGUCAUGCCCAAAUUAAGGAGGUUCAGUUCGUGAAGAGCAGCGGAAAAGCCAAGGAUUGCCCCAAAGAUGAUCGUCCCGAGUUUGCGAUGCUGGGUCGAUCUAAUGUUGGAAAAUCGUCGCUCAUUAAUGCCCUUGUUCGGAUGAAAGAAGUUGCACUUACCUCAAAGAAACCAGGGAAGACCCAACUUAUAAACCAUUUCUUAGUAAACAGAAGCUGGUAUAUUGUGGAUUUACCUGGUUACGGGUUUGCUAAUGCUCCAGAAUCUGCUCGAAUGGAUUGGUCAUCAUUCACCAAGGGUUAUUUUCUUAACAGAGAUACUUUGGUUUCUGUCUUACUACUGAUUGAUGCUAGUAUUCCUCCUCAGAAGAUUGACCUGGAUUGUGCUAAUUGGCUUGGCCGCAACAAUAUCCCAUUGACUUUUGUCUUCACCAAGUGUGACAAAGUGAAGAAAAGUAAAGGAAAGCGGCCUGAUGAGAACAUUAAGGAUUUUCAAGAACUUAUCAGAAAAAACUAUCAGGAACCUCCUCCAUGGAUCAUGACAAGCAGCGUGACUGGCUUGGGCAGGAACGAACUGCUGCUUCAUAUGUCCCAGCUAAGAAAUUACUGGGAUAAUUAGUGAUAGAUUCAUUUCUGAGAUGUAACAUAUCAUGUAAAUUUAUUCCAUAAGCUGGGGAUUGACGUAGCAGUAUAUAUCUUCACAGUUUUUGAUAUUGCAGAGGCUCAUGUGCAUAAAAGUUUCUAAUUGGCUCAUACUUCGAUGUCUUUAGCA